Neltuma alba is the source of this 2389-nucleotide messenger RNA. RefSeq lists its product as uncharacterized. Bases 949 to 2223 code for a protein of 424 amino acids. The record is from RefSeq and is a predicted model, not a curated record. The transcript is spliced from 12 exons. NCBI's taxonomy places the organism in Eukaryota, Viridiplantae, Streptophyta, Magnoliopsida, Fabales, Fabaceae.
GGGGAGAGAGAGAUUUUUUUUUUUUAAUGGUUUUAGGAGAUGGUAAAUGCAAGGGCGAGACAAGCCAGAAAUAAAGUGAAUGGAAUCGUAGAAAUCAUUCUUCUUCGAACGAAAUCGCUAAUGGGCACUGUUUUGGAUGGAAAAUUAGUCAAGCUAUGUUCAGUCUAUGGGUCAAGAAGAAUUCGGAUAAGGAGUUUUUGGGUUGUAAUGCCACUUCUGGAACCGAGGAUUCUGUGUGUUUUCUAUGCACGCAAUGCGGCUUUUUUUCACUUUUUUUCCUCGAAACAUCACUGGUUUUCUGGUUCAUUAUUGCUUUACGCCUUAUCUUGUGCUUUUUGACGGGGUGAUUCAAGGCAGCCGGAAAACGGGUUAUCAAAAAGUGCAAGAAAGAGACGAGAGAAUGCUGAUAUUCCUUUGCGUUUCUGCAAUUGUUGCUUGUUUAUUUAUCUUUGGGGAUCCUUUACUCGCAAGUGUCACUCUUAGCUGAAAUGUAGCUGUUUUCCUGGUUGAAAUUUAUGAUCUAACACCUUUUGCUUGACGCCACUUUACCUUGUUAAAGUUCCCAACUUCUAAUUUUGGUUGAGCGGGAAUCUUACUUAUCAGUUCUCCCUAUUGUGGCUGGGUUUGUGGCCAGUGUAAUAGGUUGCCGGGUGAUUCAUACCAUUAAGUUUUAUGAUUGAUCGUCAUGCUAGCCUGGUUUUAACUUUUGGAGUCUCUUUCUUCUGUUAAUCACAAUAGAACAUUGACCCAGACAAUACUUAUCAUGUCUCAUGCUGUUCUUGUGAUUUAAAGGCUUUUAAAUGUAUGCCUUUCUGACCCUCAGAUUUUGCGAAUGUUGUUGGCAGAGAUUACUUGAAUAUUUUGUACAGAGAUUACUGGACCUCUUGACCUGACUGGACAACCGGAGCCAUCGAAGGGUGAGGGAUAAGGUGUAACAGACCAUACAAUAUGGGCUGCGUAGUGUCUGCUCGAAGGGAAUGUGGUGGAAAUAGAAGAAAACCAGGAAGUAUUGGCGAAGUUUCAGUCUAUGCUCCUGGUCUAAGAAUUCCCAAACCUGUCGAUUUUGCUCAGUAUCUUGGUGAUUACUUAUCUAAGAAUGCAGUGGAACGUCUAUCUGCUCUCAGAACUCGUGUAGUUGUCAUGGCUGGCCAAGAAGGUCCUACAACUACAAGAACAAAAAGAAAAAGUGCCACUCAACAUGGAGGUUCGACAUUGGCUGAUCUUCAGCAGGCUCUUGAAGACUACUUGCCAGUCCUUUUGGGAUUAGUUAAAGAUGGAAGUCAACUGCAACGCAAAGUACAAUUUGUUUGGAUUAAUCAAGAGGAUGAUGCGGAGGAAACAGCCAUGUCAAAUGCUUGGUAUGAAGUGUUGUCAGUUUUACACUUGAUGGCAAUGUUAUCUCUAUCACAGGCCAAUUUAUUACUUCUUCCUAGAACAUCUGCUGAUGGUUAUCAGCCAAAAGUAUCAGAAGAAAGCCAACGAACUUCAAUUGACAUCUUCUUGAAGGCAGCUGGAUAUCUGGAUUGUGCAAUCAGACAUGUUCUUCCCCAGUUACCUUCUGAACUCAGGAGAAAUUUACCAGUAGACCUGGCAGAAGGGGUUCUUCAAGCACUAUGUCUACAGGCAUUGGGGCAGGGUGUAGAUGUCCAGCUUGGAAUAGCAAUGGAUGAUACCAAAGCCACUCUUGCAGUGAAGCGUAGACUUGCAUGUGAGAUGGUCAAGUAUUGGCAACAGGCUCAAGACAACAUUAUGAACCUUCCAUUAGCCAAUGGUUGGGGCCAAAAACAUUCUCUUUUUGUGAAGUGGAAGUAUGUUGAAUCAAAGGCUGCGGCAUAUUAUUAUCAUGGCUUGAUUCUUGAUGAGGGGAAUACAGAGAAAUCUCAUGGUCUAGCUGCUGCCGCUUUGCAAGCAGCAGACGAGUAUUUCAAAGAAAGUAAGAAGCUUUGUGAGGCAUUCAAUGCUGCACCUCCACUAUCAAGAAAUCCUCCGCUCUGGGGAACCAUGAAGUAUCUAUCUGAAAAAAUUCCCAAGGAUACUUCAAGCAAGGUGCGAAUAAACCAUGAUCUCUACUCUUAUGAGAGAAUCAUGGAAACAGCGCCAAUUUUGCCUGAUUUUUCAUUGGCCUUGAAGCCGGAUGAAUAUCAACUUCCUCAGGUGGAUCCCUCUUGGACGGGGGAGAACACAGGGGAGGAACAAAAUGGCCCUAACCAUCUGAAGAGUUAAAAAAUGAAGCCGAACGAUUUACAAACCGCAGAUAUAUGGCCGCCUUCUGCAAGGAAGGAUGUCAACUUUAAGCACUAAAGGGUAUUCUUUGCCACCAGAAGCAAUUCAAGUGGUGUUUUUUUUUUUUUUUUGGGGGGGGGGUAUGGUGUGGGUUGAGAUUCACAAA